AUAAUUUAUAAUUUAAAAUUUUUUUUAAUCACUGAAAAAGAUAAUAACAGUGAUUUUUAUUUAAAUGAGUGGUGUGAAUUUGAAAACAAAUUGAAAGAAGGUCGAUAUCCGCUUUUUCCAUCAACAUGAAUUCUCAAUGUCAUCUUUUUGUUUCACAAUGAGCAAGAAUCUAAAAAAAGAAUCCAUUCUUCACGGAUUUUGUUUGCACAAGAGUAAAUACCGUCAUCCGGAGUUACUUAUAAGCUGACAGGAUAACGUUAGCAAUUUUCUAAAUAAUUUUAACACGCUAAUUUUAGAAACACUAUUUCGUGUUUUGAUUGUAAACUUUCAUACCAAUGUCAAUGUUCCUUGUUCAUAUUGUUUCUUGCUUUAGUGGAGCUUUGGAUCACACAUUUCAAAGCUGUUUGUACUUUUAAGGUUAUUCGUUCAAAAGAAAAUGAAUUCCACACUACAAAUCAACUCCUGGUUCCUUUUUCAAAAUAAUUCACUGGAGAACAAAACAUUGGACACACACCAAGGUCAAGAUAAGUCUGUGGAUCAAGAUAUGGAAAGAAAUAUGAGAAUCGCACAAGCAUUUUUCAUCAUCAUUGCCUUUCUCGGAAUAUUUGAAAACUCUAUAUCUAUUCUGGCCUUGAGAAAAUCAAAAGAACUUCGAAGUCCAACGACAGCAUUCAUCGUAAAUCUAUGCAUUGCUGAUUUGAUUUAUUGUCUCUUAACGCCAAUCACCUACUUCAGGCCUGAGUUGAACCAAAACAACACUCUUUGUCGUUGGAACACAAUGGCGAAAUAUUUCGUUAGUGCAGAAUCGGUAAAUUUAAUGGUAGCAAUCACCAUUAAUAGGUUCAUUUGUGUAGUUUACCCAAAAUAUUAUCGAUUGCUGUAUAGUUUGAAAUACCUAGCUAUUCAAAUAGCCUUAACGUGGGCAUAUUCCUUAACUCUGUCCCUUCUUCCAUUUUUUGAAGGGCUUGGAAGAUAUGGUUAUGAGCCUAAAAUUGGGUUAUGCACCAUUCUGGGACCCAGCGCCAAAACAUUUAAUUAUAUAUUUGUCAUAUCAGCAUUUGGAUUUCCAACUCUAGCUUUCAUAAUUUGCUAUCCAAUAAUUUUUUUGGUUGCCCAUAAUGCUUCUAACCGCGUGAAACAGUUCAAUCUUUCAACAACCCCAGCGAUGCUAAACGCAACUUCAGAGGAAGGUAGAGGAAAAAACACAUCCUCCCACCUAGAUGAUAAAGAAAUGAAGCUUCUGAAAGUGAUGCUGGUCAUUCUUGUGUCGUUUAUAAUUUGUUAUUUACCAAUUACAUAUAUUACAAUGACUGGAAAACCCGCUCCUGCUUUUAUACUUAUCGCUCGCUUUGGUAUCAAUCUCUCAAAUGUCAUAAAUCCUAUCAUAUAUAUUGCAAUGAGUGCUGAAUUUAGGAAGGCAUAUUUAGAGUUAUUCCAGUGUACCAAGAUAUGGUCUCCAUCGUCAACAUCAGCAAAUACUGAAUCAGCCAGAGUCUGAACAGUUGAAAAAUAAAAAAAUUUAUGUGCCUCAAUUUUGAAAAUGUAAUCCAGUUGGUAAAAAUACUUGAGGGUGCUCCUUGGCGAUUUAUGUUUUACGCCAUUCCUGUUUGCGCGGAACACCGUGGCAACAGGAAUGGCGGCCAAAACAUAAUGAUAUUUCAAUAAAACAUUGGAAAAUUUCAACAAAACAUCGACCGAAACUUUACAAAAUUGCAAUGAACCCAAUGUAAGGAAAAUUAAUAACCCCAAUAAAGUGCCUUUUGAAUCAAAACAAAAAUUUACGAAGUAAGCACAGAAAGAGAAGGAAAAAAAACACAACUCACCUCUUCAUUAAGCUUGAAUAUCCUCUGAUUUAGGUGCGCAGAAUUCUCUAAGAGCAGUUAGAUACUGCCUAAAUUUGUCAUGAAUAGAAUCUGUGUACCUUCAUCGUCACAUAAAUUCGGCCAAAUACGAAUCAAAAAUGGCGUUUGUGGUACUGGACUGGCGGGGACAUUUUUUUCUAAAGUCCCAUUUUCUGACUGCCCACAUACCUUCGAUCUUAUUGACCACAAGCAAAAGUAACCUUACUAGCCGGUAUCUAACGUAGAACUAAUGGACCUCUGAAAAUACAUAUACCGUUGAACAUUUUCAAAUAACGCUAAAAUCUAAACCAAUCAGAAUCACGAAUGGGUUUCUACAUCGCCCAGCUUGGCGUCUUGGCUAUCAACCGCGAUCACAACUUGACGAGAACCAAGGGGCACACUCAAAUAUAGUCUACCCAUCCAGCUCUUUGUAAAUAGUUUAGUACUUUAAUUGUAUAUAAAUAUCUUUUUUGGUGUUCUUAUUUUACACUGAAGGUGAAUAUAUGAGGCUAUGAAGAUAUGAGGAACACAUGAGUAGCUGUAUUUUUUUUUAGAUGGAUGCAAUGUACAUUAUUGAAAAAUACAGAAAAUGAGCUAUCUCAGAUCACAGAAGUCCAUUUCAAAAACCGUUUUUCUAGGUUUAAUUACUAUCAAAAACUAGUAAAUAAAAAAUUGUGUGAUUUAAGUAGAAAAAAUAUGUAUAAAUCAUCACAAAACUAGAGAAAAAGCUUUCCCAAUUAUGGCAGUUAAAUAAGAAAGUUUUUUCACUUACGUCAAUGUAUGUGAAGCUCAUAUUAAUGAGUUUGGGUCCUUUUUCAACAAAAACAUAACAAAUUUUGUUUUAGACAAAAUGCGAAUUUAUUUAAGCAGUUGCAGUCAUAAUUUAUUGGUACUUGCCAGUAAGUGGCAGCCGAGAGCUGCCCGUAUGACCGUAGAAGGGUUAUAUGGCAGCUUUUGUGUCAUAUGCAGCAUAUUUGUCAAAUAAAGAGCAAAAUUAAAGAUUGAUAUUAUAAUUUGGUGAUUAAACUGAUAAAAAAGCCAUUAAAACUUCCACCUUUAUUUACGAAAACAAAAAAAAAAACAAAAAAUGAAGCGUAAGCAAUAAAACUUAAUUUUUAAAUUAUCCAUUUACAGAAUGCGUUUUGCAUCUUUUUGUUUUUGGAAAUGUUUUGUUUAAAUUUUCUCGCACCUAAGAAUCCAAGCUUGUUGUAUUGAUAGAAAACCCAAGAAAACUUCUAAUUGAUUCUAUGAAAAUUUGCUCCUGUACCUUUCAUUUCGUACUUUUUGUGGUGUGGUCAAAAAUCCUCUUCCUAUAUCAUAAAAAUAUUACAAAUCACAGAAACCAACAUUGUUUUGCGAGAACCAAGUGGAGAAAUAUGAAACUUCAGAAUUAAGCUCCAGCAUUCAUGUUAGAUACACUACUAUACCCUUAAAAUAAGUACAAAUUUAUUGUUUUUGUACAAAAGAGUUUUGUUUCUUGUCUAUUGUUCCUUUUUCUUACUGUGCAACGGAUGCCUUCCUGUUGUACAAAAACAAAUAUUUUUGUUGAAAUUUAUUUAGGAAUGUAAAUUUUACUAUACUGUAACUGAAAUUUCGAAGCAAAUAAAGUAUAAAUAACUAAAAAAA
Messenger RNA from Parasteatoda tepidariorum (common house spider), 3467 nucleotides. Its product is annotated as G protein-coupled receptor moody-like. The record is from RefSeq and is a predicted model, not a curated record. Gene Ontology annotation, biological process: G protein-coupled receptor signaling pathway. NCBI's taxonomy places the organism in Eukaryota, Metazoa, Arthropoda, Arachnida, Araneae, Theridiidae. Gene Ontology annotation, cellular component: membrane. Gene Ontology annotation, molecular function: G protein-coupled receptor activity.